Molecule: messenger RNA, 1033 nt
Organism: Rana temporaria (common frog)
Lineage: Eukaryota; Metazoa; Chordata; Amphibia; Anura; Ranidae
Gene: DUSP19
Product: dual specificity phosphatase 19
Exons: 4
Coding region: 183-830 (215 amino acids)
Biological process (GO): regulation of MAP kinase activity; protein dephosphorylation
Cellular component (GO): cytoplasm
Molecular function (GO): JUN kinase phosphatase activity
Source: RefSeq, a predicted model, not a curated record
UGAAGAGAACACCCAAUGAGAAGGCUUCUGUUAUGUCAUGCAGGAAGACUUGAAUGAACAGCCAGGUCUAGGAAGGGAUCAGAUGUGAGUUUGGUAUCUGAGUGCAUUGUCUGCUGUCAUUACACGUUGUCUGCUGUCACUACACGUCUCUGGCUGCACAUUGUAGAGCGAAUGCUCAUGUGAUGCACUCACUGGGUGAUGAGAUCAAAGGAUUCUCUAAAAACAGGCUCAAGAAACAAUGCACUCGUGUCACAACAUUAUCAGGAAAGAGAAUCAUAGAGACAUGGAAAGAUUCCCUGGUACAUGUUGUGGAUGACCCAGAGCAACGUGACGGACCAGCCUGUGGAUAUGUGCAGGACCUUAGCAUGGACCUGCAGGUGGGGGUCAUCAAGACCUGGCUAUUGUUGGGUUCACAAGAUAUUGCACAGGACCUGGCUGUACUAAAAAACUAUAAGGUUACCCAUAUUUUGAAUGUGGCCUAUGGUGUGGAAAAUGUAUUUCCAAAUGAAUUCACUUACAGGAAGCUUUCCAUCCUUGAUCUCCCUGAGACUGACAUCACUUCCUAUUUCCCGGAGUGCUUUGAUUUUAUAGAACAAACAAAAAAGGAGGAUGGAGUGGUGCUUGUCCACUGUAAUGCAGGCGUGUCUCGCGCUCCAGCAAUAAUUAUUGGUUAUUUGAUGUAUCACGAUAAACUGAAUUUUGCCAGAGCCUUUUCAAUUGUAAAAAAUGCCAGACCCGCAGCUUGCCCCAACCCUGGAUUUAUGGAACAGCUCCACAAGUAUCAAGACAUUAUAAGAAGACAGACAGAUAUACAUGAAAAGACAGACUGACAAAACUGUGUUUUCCGUCUCCUACUGCUUAUCCAUGGUUGCACUUCUUAUAGAAAGAGUUGAAUUCCAGGUGUCAAUUGAAAUGCAGUGUUUUAUUUAUCUGAACAUAAAAACUCCAAUAAGGCCUGAGUACUUUAUGUAACUUGCAGCAGUCAGUACCAUGUUAUAUUUAAAGUGAUACUAAACACACAGUUUAAUUUCCA